UUUUUGGUAAACUCCGGGCCGAAGCCAAAACUAAGGAAGACCACUACGAGAGGAACCAAGGCCCCACAUAUCUCUAUCUAAAGCAGGAGCCAAAACAGAGGGCUCAUCUAAUAAAUCUUCCCUGUUAACAGAGUGUUACUUUCGUUUUCAGAGGGUUUGUUGAGAGAUAACGAAAGCUAGAGAGAGAGUGUGUGCCUCUCUCACCUCACCAACAAAUCGAGCAAAAGAGCUAUUUAAUGCCUUCAAUUUGACUGAUCGUUUCGCAUAUCUUUGUUGUUGAGGGAUCGUCCCUUACCGAUCAAAAGCUACGGUUUUUGAAGGUUAAGAUUAAAGGGUGGUGGUCAAUUGGUGUUGGUGAGAGCAUAUUGGCAGCUAUGUAUAUUGAAGAACUGAAGGAGGAGGUGGGGGAUUUUGAAAGUGUGGAGGAGCAGAGUCGUGCUGAUAGUGACCGUGGUGCCAUAGUUGUUUCAGAUGCCAAACGGGUUUUGGUCGGGGCAGGGGCUCGUGCUCUUUUCUAUCCAACAUUGCUAUACAAUAUUGUGAGAAACAAAAUUCAAUCCGAGUUCCGCUGGUGGGAUAGGGUUGAUGAGUUCAUACUGUUAGGUGCUGUUCCAUUUCCUACUGAUGUUCCACACUUGAAGGAACUUGGUGUUUCUGGAGUGAUUACACUAAAUGAACCAUAUGAAACUUUGGUCCCAACAUCAUUAUAUCAUGCUCACAACAUUGACCAUUUGGUGAUUCCUACAAGAGAUUAUCUAUUUGCUCCAUCAUAUGGUGAUAUUUGUCAAGCUGUAAACUUCAUCCAUGUGAAUGCGUCAUGUGGUAAAACAACAUAUGUUCAUUGUAAGGCUGGUCGAGGGCGUAGCACGACCAUUGUUCUCUGUUACUUGGUGGAGCACAAGCAGAUGACACCUGAUGCUGCAUAUGUGUAUGUGAGGUCCAUUAGGCCGAGGGUACUCUUGGCCCUCACCCAGUGGCAGGCCGUUCAAAACUACUAUUUUCACAGGGUGAAGAAACUUGGUAACAUCUGCACGAAGAUUUCCAUGGGGAAAACUGUAGGAUUCCCGAAAAAACAAGACUUGGCAGUCUUUGAUGAUGGCUCCGUAGUUGUGGUAACCGAAUCAGACCUUGAUGGGUAUGAUGGGAGCUAUGACUCGGAUCUAGUAGGUAACAGCAAGUCAUUAGCGGAGCUGAGCCUGGCUUGUAGGGUUCAGUUUGCUAGUCAGGCCGCUAUUGGCAGGCUUUCGUGCCUGUGGCUUCGUUGCUACGACCAGAAACUGUUGAGGAAGAAGUUUGGAUGCUCAGUAGGCACGGAUCAGCUCAGGAGUAUUGGUGUUGAUAUUCAGGUUUAUUGAGGUGUCAGUCCUAGCCUGGGAGAUUAAAUUAAGAUCCUACAGCGACAGGAAUCUCAUGCAUUGAACUUUCAUUUUUAGAGACGAAUAAGCACAAGGUGGUGCAUAUUGAAGUGCCGGAUGCAAAUUUGUACAUAAAAAGAGUACAACACUUAAUGCUACAUAAAGGGAGUACAAUUGUGAAGCAUAGUUGUAUGAAAAGGAAAUGCAAGGCUUGUAUUAGCUCAUGUAUUGUACUAUUAGAUAUGAUGUUUCUAUGGUAAAGAGUGAGAGUUUGUAUGCUCUGUCUCUAAAUAUCUUGAUGUAUGUACAUGCUCACUCAUGAUAUGUGCAUCCUCAAUAUGAGUAAUUAUUCAGUAGUCUUGGAGAUGUGACAA
This is a messenger RNA of Camellia sinensis, 1729 nucleotides long. Its product is annotated as phosphatidylglycerophosphate phosphatase PTPMT2. Gene Ontology annotation, biological process: protein dephosphorylation. Lineage: Eukaryota; Viridiplantae; Streptophyta; Magnoliopsida; Ericales; Theaceae. The record is from RefSeq and is a predicted model, not a curated record. Gene Ontology annotation, molecular function: phosphoprotein phosphatase activity.